Messenger RNA from Vitis riparia (riverbank grape), 4008 nucleotides. RefSeq names its product protein GAMETE EXPRESSED 2. Gene Ontology annotation, biological process: pollen sperm cell differentiation; actin cytoskeleton organization. Lineage: Eukaryota; Viridiplantae; Streptophyta; Magnoliopsida; Vitales; Vitaceae. The transcript is spliced from 18 exons. Gene Ontology annotation, molecular function: actin filament binding. The record is from RefSeq and is a predicted model, not a curated record. Bases 372 to 3797 code for a protein of 1141 amino acids.
GCAUUUGGAAACAAUAUUGUCGACUGAUCGAACGUGUUGGUGGAUUGAUUAGUUGGCAAUGGCUAGAUUUUUACCUUCAGCUCCCUCCCUCCCAAUAAGCCCGGGUAACUUAAAAGCGCAAUUUCAAUUAUCCUGGGCAUAUCGCAUGGCGCAUGGGGAGAGCGGGGCGCCACACCCAGUCAACCAGCGGUUCCAACCGCUAAUAACCGCCGAAAAAUCGAAAGGGCCAGAAUCACUCUUGAGAACACGUGCCCUGUCGUAGUGCCCUUGAUGGACUGCUUUUUAGAAAAUGGUAGACUACCAUCAAAAGGACAGUUCCUUCCUCAAACUGCUCUUCUGCAAAACCCUAACCUCUUACUUCACUCUCACUCAUGGCGAUUCAAAUGCACCUAUGCGCAGCCGUGGCACUCUUGGCUUCCUCCUCUUUCUUCACAGCCUCCACUUCUGGCCUCGCACAAUCAGUUGAAGUACCGAAACCGAGUUUUGCUUUCAGUUGGUUAGACGAUCUUAAUACAUUUGAAGCCGGUGGGAUUGCAACCAUAAAGAUCAAAGUACUUGGAGACUUUGACAGUAGAGGGAAUGGCUCCCUUGAUGAACGUGCUUUUAAUCCAACACUCACUAUAAAUGGGAAGAUGGGAAAUAGUUCUUAUAUUUCCGGAGUUUCUUCAAAUCUCGAGGGUGAUUCUAGCAAUUGGAGAAUUUCAUUCACUCCAAUCAUGGCUGGGGUAUUUAAUGUGAUUAUCAGCGACAAACAUUUCGGAAUCUUAGAUUCAUCUCUUCAUUUUGAAGUGCUGGCAGGGCAUAUAUACCCAUCUGUUUGUGUUGCUUCAUGGAUGAGUUCUAUAAACGAAUUUGUAGCUGGCACAAGAGUCACAGUUCUGAUACUUCCUAGAGAUGCCUUUGGGAAUAAUAUCUCUUCUUCAAGUGAUGAUCCAAAUUCUUCUAAUUUUAUAGUUUCUGCAUCUAAUGCAACUGGUUCAGUGGCAAACCUUCUCAAUAUCACCAACAUGGGAUGGAAUAAAUUUGGCUACAUCAGCAUUGAGUUGAAUGUGGCCACAGCUGGAAGCCUGUUGUUACAUGUAGAAGGGGAAAAUCAGACUUUGAAUGGUUCUCCACUACCAUUUAAGGUGAACCCAGGACCACUGGAUGUCGCCAACUGUGUGGCAACAUGGAAUUUUGGGACAAAUGUACUACAAAUAUUUUCUAAAGUGGAAAUCUUUAUACACCAGCAAGACCAAUAUGGGAACCUUGUUUCAGGAUUGUAUGCAUUUGAUGCUCAAGUUGUUGAAAAGGAGACAAAUUUGUCUAUACCUGUAGCAGAUUUACACUUUGAAGAAGUGUCGCCUGGAAUUCAGUUAUUUUCAUUCAGUGUAUUGGAACCAGGGAACUUCAUUCUGACAAUAUUUGACACAAAGCAGAAUAAGAGCAUCUCCAAUAUGUCCUAUGACUAUACUGUCUUUGUAGGUUAUUGCGAUGGGUUAAGGAGUGUCAUCAAUGGAUCUGGUUUAGAUAAUUCUGUUGCUGGAGAAAUGUCACGUUUUACUAUUUAUUUGAAUGAUAUUUAUCAGUAUCCCUCCCCAGUUGAAUUAGAAUGGCUUCAAGUGCAGAUUGUGCGGGUAAUCGAUUCCUAUCAUCUACUUCCAAGCAUAUACCCAAUGCAGAUUGUCAAUGGAAGCCAGCCGAAUGGAACACUGAGCUAUGAUGACACCAGUCAUUUAGAAAUUUCUCCUGCUCCAUCUGUUGAGCUGAAUGACACUUCUGUUGGGAACUCGAUAGUUCAGGCAAGUGCUUUUGAUGUCAUUUAUACACCUGAGAAGAGUGGGAUUUAUGAAAUUUGUUUAUUUUGUGGAAAUAUUCAGUUGAAUGAUGGUCACUCAUUCACAAAGGAAGUAAGAGCAGGUGAGGUUAAUAUGACGCUUUCAGGAGUUGUCAAGUAUGCACCCAAAGUACCAAAGUUGAUUAAAAAUGAAAUAGUUGUGAAGCUAUUGGAUUCAUUUUCUAAUCCCAUAACAUUGCAACAAUCAAGACUCAAACUAGAGAUUGGUUCAAUUAAUAGUUCUGGUUUGAGUUGGAUGUUUGUGGAUAACAAUGACGGGUCAUAUGUUGCUCACUAUCUGGCUAAGGAUGUUGGCACUUAUGAAUUAUGUGCUUCUUUUGAUGGCAACCAUUUCUUACCGUGUCCCUUUGGGGUCAAUGUAUACAGUAGUGAAUAUUUUCCUAAAGCCUAUGAUGAUGUGGUAUCUGUCUGGGAAGAUCAGUCAAUCGCUUUCGAUGCUUUAGAAAAUGAUUACUUUGCUGGUGACAGUGCAAAUAUUACUGACUCUUCAGAACCAGAUCAUGGAUCACUUCUACAGUAUGGAGGACUCUUUAGAUAUACUCCCUACAAGGGAUUCUUCGGAAAUGAUUCUUUCAAUUACACAAUAUCUGAUGUAAAUGGAAAUCUUGCUACUGGUGCGGUACAUAUAUCUGUUCUUAGUAUCCCACCUCAGUUUGUUUCCUUUCCAAGUCAGUUGCAAGCAAUUGAAGAUAUGAUAAGUCCCAGAUUUGGUGGUUUCCCUGGUUUUGAGAUAACAUAUUCAGAUAUGAUGGAGAACAUAUCUGUUAAUUUAAGUGCAGAAUAUGGGACGAUUUUUCUCUCUCCUAUGCUGAUGCAAUUUUGGCAGCCAUUGUCGAGUGGACUUUCUGUCAACAGAGGGGAUGGAGAAGCUGAGGAUUUGAUUUUGGAGGGUCGUGCUGAAGUAAUUAAUAUUGCCCUUCAGUCAAUCAAAUAUCUUGGAAAUGAGAACUUUUGUGGUGAUGAUGCCAUCCAAGUAUCUACCAUGAAUAGAAAUGGAAUAAAUUAUUUGAAUGUUCCAGUCUUCGUGGAACCUAUCAAUGAUCCUCCAUUUAUUCACAUUCCUGAAUUUAUUAUCUUGAAGAAUAGGAAAGAAGAUGGUUCACUAAUCUUUGACAGAGAACAAGACAAGUUUGAGUUUUUCAUUGGGGAUCCAGAUCUUCUUUACAUCCCUGGUGGUGAAUCUCUUUUUGUGGUAAUGUUUUCUGUGGAGGUCAAUUCUGGAAGUCUGGUUGUCAAUCUACCAGCUGAGCUCAUUAAUACAACUGAACUGAAGCUAAAGAAUAGUUAUCAAUGGCAAACUCUUCAGACUUUUGUUACCAUCUCAAAACAUUUUAUGGUCAAAGCAAAGGGAAUUAGAUUUCGGGGAACAGUUAAUGACUGCAACUAUGUCAUGCAACAACUAAUAUAUCAAGGUGGAGAGCAUGGUGCUGUUUUAACAGUGACAUUGAAUGACAUGGGAAAUUAUGGGGGUUGUCCAGACUCCGCUGAAAAGAUAUCAAUGCCCCUGUUUACUGAAGCUAGUGUAAAUCUAAUAAGACGAAGCCCAAUGAGUUCAUUGGUAGCUCAUACCCUAGGAUCAGCAAUUGUCGUUGAAUUCGUCGUGGUGUUUUUUCUUGGUGUGCUACUUUUAUUUUUCACAUGCAGAUGUGCAAUUGUUCUCAUAAAUGAAAGACGAAGCCGCGAUAUCAAGAAUAUUAGGCUAUCUAAAGUAUCAAGUUUGCAUAAACCAACUCCCAACACAGAUUUAUCUACGGAUGCGACUUACUUCACUGGUUGUUGUCCAAGCCGCUUGUUACUUACUGGCCGGCCUUCCAAUUUCCACCAGAGGUCACACCACCAUUCAAGAAAUGGAGACUCCGGAGACUCUGCCCAAGACACUUUCGGGGCCUCUCAAUCUUAUAGUGAUCGCUAUCAACGGACUCCUCUUCCUAUUGAAAAGAGGAAGAGUGUGACGGUUUGAGCUGGGCCAAAAAUCCAAGGAACUUAACCUGGAUGAUGUGAGAGAGGCAUUGGAUGGUUUCGCCAGUCUUUCCUUGGCAUUUUGAUUGUUUGUUAUGUAUGGGGUAAAUUACAAAAAUCACCGUUGUAUUUUCAUUUGCCUCUGGGUUUAACUCUUCUUAACUCGCAAGUCUCCUUAACCCAUAAUUUUUAAAAUCAUUGCCUUUUCAUAA